AUGUUUCUUUCACGUGUGUUUUGUGUCCUUGCUGCGUUGGCAUGUGUGUCUGCGGCUAGAGAAACUUGUGUCGUGCCAGCUGGAGGCUCCAACGCCACCGAUGAUGCCCCUGCGAUUGUACAUGCUUUUAAAAAAUGUGGUCGUGGAGGAAAGGUAGUAUUUAAGCCAACGACAUACCAUAUCGGUUCUGUUAUGAACAUUACGUGGCUGGAGGAUGUCGACAUUGACCUUGGAGGAACACUGCUGUGGGGUACGAAUAUUCAAUACUGGUUGAAUCACUCUUUACCAGUCGGGUAUCAGAACCAAUCCACUGCUUUCAUUCUUGGAGGAAAUAAUGUUCGGAUCGAUGGCCAUGGUAUAGGAACGCUGGAUGGCAACGGAGACACCUGGUAUCAAUGGAUAAAAGAACAGCCCAAUACCUCCAACUAUCCCGGUCGACCACACGCUAUCACAUUCAACGGUCUCACAAAUUCAGUGGUUCGGGGUCUCAGGUUCUUACGCAGCCAGAUGUGUCAUCAUGUUGAAUUCGACAGCAUACUCGUGAACAACACUGGAAAUGUUGUCUCGAGCUCAAACACGGAUGGAGCAGAUACCAUACGAUCCUCCCAUAUCACAUUCAACAACUGGACUGUGUACAAUGGCGAUGAUAGUAUCUCACUCAAGGGCAACAGCACGGACAUCACCAUCACAAACUCCAAUCUCUACAAUGGUUUGGGAAUUGCAUUGGGUAGCAUCGGACAGUACAAGGAUCAGUUCGAAACCAUCGAGAGGCUCAAAGUGAGCAAUGUCAACUUUCACAGUACCCUUCAUGCGAUAUAUGUCAAAACAUGGACGGCUGAUCAGAACGGCUAUCCACCUAAUGGUGGCGGAGGUGGCCUCGGAUACAUCUCCGAUGUUACGGCCAAAGACCUUAAAGCUACGUCUCUUCGUGGGGCUGCGUUUGCUAUCUCGCAGUGUACUCGUUUCAGCGGUGCCCCUGGGGAAGGCAAUUGCACAAACUCGGAGUUCCAGGUCCGUGAUAUCUCGGUACUCAACCUGAGCGGUACAACAGAAUCCAAUCGAGUCGCAAAUCUCCAGUGCAGUGCCGUUGCGCCAUGUACUGAUAUUGCGCUCUCUGGUAUCAAUCUGGAACUGAAAAAUGGAACGGCGGCUUCAGAAUAUCUAUGUGGAAAUGUGGAGAAUCAGAAGGGCUUUGAAUGUACAGGCGCGGUCUGUGAAGGAGGAAGUGCAACGGGAGAGUGUUGA
Molecule: messenger RNA, 1245 nt
Organism: Aspergillus oryzae RIB40
Lineage: Eukaryota; Fungi; Ascomycota; Eurotiomycetes; Eurotiales; Aspergillaceae
Product: putative exo-polygalacturonase
Exons: 6
Coding region: 1-1245 (414 amino acids)
Biological process (GO): carbohydrate metabolic process
Molecular function (GO): polygalacturonase activity
Source: RefSeq, a predicted model, not a curated record